Cynara cardunculus var. scolymus (artichoke) is the source of this 552-nucleotide messenger RNA. Its product is annotated as protein GLUTAMINE DUMPER 2-like. NCBI's taxonomy places the organism in Eukaryota, Viridiplantae, Streptophyta, Magnoliopsida, Asterales, Asteraceae. The coding region runs from base 50 to 376 and encodes 108 amino acids. The transcript has a single exon. Gene Ontology annotation, biological process: regulation of amino acid export. The record is from RefSeq and is a predicted model, not a curated record.
CACACACACAAAAACACCAAGAACACACACACACAAAACACACACAACAAUGGGCUCAUCUGAAUCGUCGUCGUUUUGGAGGUUUGAUUCGCCGUUGAUUUAUCUAUUCGGCGGGAUAACUCUGAUACUUUCUCUAAUAGUGGUGGCGUUGAUAAUUCUGGCGUGCUCACAACGGAGGCGCCGAUCAGGGGACGGCGGCGUCGGUGGAGAUAUGGAAAGUGGUGGCGAGUCUCAGAAGACGGUAAGGGCGGUGUACAACGGUGGUGAUGGAACGGAUAAUACACCCAAAGUCGUCGUGAUUAUGGCCGGAGAUGAACUUCCGACGUACUUAGCAACACCCGCCGACGUCUCCGGCGACACCAGUGCUUCUAACUGAACGAGUCUAGUCGUUUCUCCGAUCAUCUUGAGCUCCGAGGAACAAAAAUUUUGAGUCUGAAUCCACCAAUUUUGUUUUCUUUUUCGUUUUCCGGGAAUAUAUAUAUAUAUAUAUAUAUAUGUUAGAUAAAUGAGUUUAACUUUAUCAACCAGUUUGAAUGAACCAAAGAUUCCAUU